AUGGCCGUGGGGCUGGCCGUGGGGCUGGCCGUGGAGCUGGUCGUGGGGCUGGAAGUCGGGCUGGCCGUGGGACCGGCCGUGGGGCUGGCAGUCGGGCUGGCCGUCAGGCUGGCCGUGGGGCUGGCCGUGGGGCUGGCAGGCUGGCCGUCGGGCUGGCUGGCGGUCGGGCUGGCUGUGGGGCUGGCCGUGGGGCUGGCCGUGGGGCCGCCCGCGGGGCUGGCAGUCGGGCUGGCCACGGGGCGGGCCCACGGGCUGGCCGUCAAGCGGGCCGUGGGGCUGGCAGUCGGCCAGGCAGCGGGGCAGGCAGUCGGGCUGACCGCGGGGCUGGUCGCCAGGCUGGCCGUGGGGCUGGCCGUUGGGCUGGCCGUCGGACUGGCCAUGGGGCUGGCAGUCGGGCUGGCCAUGGGGCUGGCAGUCGGGCUGGCCGUCGGGCUGGCCGUGGGGCUGCCAGUCGUGUUGGCCGUGGGGCUAGCCGUGGGGGCUGGCAAAGGGCUAGCCUCGGGGCUGGCCGUCGGGCUGGCCGUCCAGCUGGCCGCGGGGCUGGCCGGGCUGGCCGUGGGGCUGGCAGCAGGGCUGGCCGCGGGGCUGGUUGCCAGGCUGGCCGUGGGGCUGGCCGUCGGACCAGCCGUGGAGCUGGCAGUCGGCCUGGCCGUGGGCUUCAUGGGGCUGGCCGCGGGGCUGGCAGUCGGGUUGGCAAUGGGGCUCGCCGCGGGGCUGGCCGUCGGGCUGGCCGUGGGGCAGGCCGCGGGGCUGGCAGUCGGGCUGGCCGUCGGGCUGCCCGUCGGGCUGGCCGUCGGGCCGGCCGCCCGGCUGGCCGUGGGGAUGGCCAGGCUGGCCGUGAGACCGGCCGUGGGGCUGGCAGUCGGGCUGGCCGCGAGGCUGGCCGUCGGGCUGGCCGCGGGGCUGGCAGGCAAGCUGGCCACGGGGCUGGCCGUCGGGCUGGCCGUCGGGCUGGCCGUGAGGCUGGUCUGGCUGGCCGUGGGACUGGCCGUAGUGCAGGCCGUCGGGCCGGCCGCGGGGAAGGCAGUCGGGUUGGCCACGGGGUGGGCCAACGGGCUGGCCGUCCGGCGAGCCGAGGAGCUGGCAGCCGGGCAGGCCGUGAGGCUGGCAGUCGGGCAGCACGGGCAGCACGGCGCCGCCGGAGAGCCGGCGGCAGCGGCAGCAGCGGUGGCGGCGGACGGCUCGAGCCAGACGGCUUGA
This is a messenger RNA of Prorocentrum cordatum, 1200 nucleotides long. NCBI's taxonomy places the organism in Eukaryota, Dinophyceae, Prorocentrales, Prorocentraceae. The record is from the annotation of a GenBank genome assembly.